AUGAAUUCUCAACUCAACAACAACCAAGAAAACAAUGAUCAAGUCUUUUCUGAGGAUAACACUUUUAGAAAUGUGUUUAUAAAUCAACCUGCUACUACUAAUCAAGAUUCAAACCAUACCAAAAGAGCAAGAUUAGAUUCAACAAUUUCUUUGAAUCAACCUACAAAUAACACUACUAAUCCUCCAAAUCAUCAUCAUCAUAGCCAUCAUACACAUCAUACACAUCAACAUUCUCAUUCUCAUGAAACUCCAGUCAAUAUGGAAAACGGCAAAAUUGAUAUUCCACCAUUAUCUUUUGAAAGUUGUAAUCAAACUUUGGUUUCCACACCAACUGCUUGUACUUCAAUGGAAGAUGUUAAUGAAACUUUAUUGAAAUCAACUGAUGAAUCUCAAGUUAUUAAUGAAGAUUUGAAAAAUCAAGAUACAAUUAAACCUCAAGAAAUUAAAAUUCCAAAUCAACAAUCAUUACAAUCAUUACAACCUCAAAGAAAAUCAUCAACAACAACAAAAAGAAAACAUAAAUCACUUGCAUCUUCAAAAAUACGUAAAUUUAGAUCAAGAUCAUUACCAAAUAUCCUUUUUUCAAAUAAGAAUUUUGAUUUAUUCCAAUCAAAGAUUAAAGAACCUACAUCAUCUUCCUCAAUUUUCAAAAAUAUCAACUCCUCAUCAAAUACCGCAUCAUCAUCAUCAAAUCAUACAUCAUCACAACCUCCAUUACCACCAGUAAACAUUCAAUCAUUACGUGAAAUUGAUUUGGCUGAAAUUCUCAAGAAUCCACAAUUAAGACAUGAUAUCCUUUUUGAUCCUCAAUUACAAUUUAGACCAAAUUUAGAUGGUGAAAGAGGUCGUCGUAAGAAGGUUACUUAUGAUAAAUAUUGGUCAACUGUUCAAUUUGAAAUUGAAGAAUAUUAUCAACAAAAGACAACUCUUGAUAUAAAUACUUCAAGAUUACCAAAUUUAUUCCAAACUUUGAGAGAUAUCUUAAUUUCUUUAUUACCUUCUAAAGAUAAACAAACUGUUAUUGAUGUUUUAGAUAUUGAAUUAAUCAUGCAACAAUUAGCUAAAAAUUCUUUAGAUUUAGUUGAAUUAGCUAAAUGGUUAAGUUCAAUUUUUAAAUCUCAUUGUGCUCCAAUGAGAGAUUCUUGGGUUGAUGAAAUGUUGAUGAAAUUUGUUGAAGCUGAUGAAAUUAAAUCUGUAUUAAAAUUAGUUGAAGGUUUAAGAAUGAUUUUCACUAUUUUAGAAGCUAUGAAAUUAGAUGUUGCUAAUCAUCAAAUUAGAAUCUUGAGACCCGUUUUGGUGGAAACUGCUGUUGAAUUUGAAAGAGAUUAUUUCUUACAAAUGAUUGCUCGUUGUAAAUUAGAUAUUUCAGAUUCAAUCAAAUGGUUUAAGAAUUUCCAAAAACAAAAUCCAGUUUCAACUCAAAAUAAUAAUCAUGAUGCAUCAAUCCAACAAAAAAUCACUACAACUCAAGCUAUUUUAUCAUUAUUAUCAUGUUCUAAAAUGGUUUCAGAAUUUCCUUCAUCAUUAGCUUUUGAUCAUGCCAGAUUAAUCGUCUUGAGAGCAAAUGUUCGUCAAGUAGUUUGUUUACAAUUAUGUAUUGCUCUUUUCAAACAAUUAGCUCAUCAAUCACAAAAUUCUCAACAAAUCACACCAGAAAUUUGUGAACUUUUGAAAAAGGAAAUUUUAGCAUUAAUCACUGAUGAAAAUGGGAAUGUUAAAUGGACAAGAAAUAUUGGUGCUAUUGCAUUACAAAUUUCAAGACAUGCUAAUCCUCAAUUAGAUGUUCCAAAUGAAAAAGUUGUUGAAUUUGCAUUCAGUUGGUUAAUUAAACAAACCCAACCAUCAUCACAAGUUUAUCAUCUUAUGGAACAACGUGUUUUCAACAUUAUUAAAGAUAAAUGUAUUUCAGAAUUAAAUCAAAUUUCUUCAUCAUUAUCAUCAUCAACAAAUACAAUUGAAUCAUCUGGUAAAAUCAUGCCAGUUGCUGGUAAUUCAAUAAAUUCAAUCCCAUCAUCAUCACCAUCAACUUCAACUUCAAAUCCUACAACAAUUACAACACAACAAAAUGAAGAAGAUGAUAUUGGUUCUAUUGCUUCAAGAAUUUCUUUAUUAGCUAAAUUCCAUUGGAACGUUUUUGGAAGUUAUUAUACAUCAGAUUAA
Hansenula ciferrii is the source of this 2160-nucleotide messenger RNA. It is a transcript of the gene SOK1, whose product is annotated as Sok1p. Lineage: Eukaryota; Fungi; Ascomycota; Saccharomycetes; Phaffomycetales; Wickerhamomycetaceae. Bases 1 to 2160 code for a protein of 719 amino acids. The record is from RefSeq and is a predicted model, not a curated record. The transcript has a single exon.